GACAGACACGUACAGUGCAAAGGCACGGCCGAGAGCACGGGAGCGAAGACUGAGUGAGUGUGCUGUGCUGCUGCUGGUGAUCCGCUAGUAGCACACAACGCAGCGCAAGAUAUGCGAUGGACUGUGGCCUGUGGUGCGUGUUCAGCGAACGUCGAAGGCACGUCGAACGACUUUGGCGCAGGCGCCUUCUUGUCACUAGCGACGAACGUCGCGCUCGUCGCAGAUUUCUCCGAUUAAUGCGUGGGUUUGACGCGGAAGACGUAGAAGUGAUCCGUAAGGCUGUUGAGUCGGGCGGAGUGGACGCAAAGGCGUGUGCUCCUGGUCCACCAAUGGAUGAGCGCCCUGAUGAAGACCAACCGGAGGAGGAUUCCGGUUUGAUUCCACAGAUUGAUCGACCAAUGAGUAUGCCAUACUUAUGUUGCAAAUUGUGGCGAUGGAAAGAUUUGCAGGUGGAUGCUGCUUUGCAUCGUCUGGAAGCGCUGCCAUGGUGUCGAUUCGGACGGGUGACAAUCAACAAUGCGACCGUAUCGUGUUGUAAUCCAUAUCACUAUGCAUUGUGGAUACGACCGGAGACGAGUUGUAGUGAUGAUGAUUCAUUACGGGACAAUAGUCAACGAGAAGUGCCAAUGGGCAACGGACAUAUCGCCUAUAGUAGGAGUCAUGCUGUAACGCCGGACAUCGAUCUAACCUUACAUCUUCCACGAGCUCUGGCGGCUGACAUACCGACGAAUCGGCCACCGUCGCUGCCGUCGGCUACCCCGCCUGAACCGGAUGGUUCACCUCCAGGCACCUCGACAUCAUCGCCCGAACACAUCAUAGUGCAUAACCAUGCCGCUGCAUGGGGCCGUAUGACGAGGUGGGAACGAAAAGAACGAGUGGGUGAACCAGUCCAACUCACUGGGGCAUUUGCUGCUGUAGGAAUCCUGUCUCAGUCGGUUCACGAUGCCCAGCCUGUGUGCAGCGAUUGGGACCUGAGAAAUGAAGUGUCAUUCGCAUUGAUACGACAAACCGAGCCUAUAGGAUCUGAUGCUCCUGAGGAUGUUUGGUUGUACAAUAGUGGAACACGGCCGCUGUUUCUUUGCAUGGCCGCAUCUUCCACAAAACCGGACACAAUACGACGGUUAUCGCCGGGUUACUGUAUUCGUGUGCAUAAAGGUGAAGCUACGGCUAGUGCACCGGCCAGUGAACGAGCUAUGCAUUUGCAUCGGCGAACGAGUAGGGAUCCUGCAUUAUCCUACGGCAACUUGGUGAUAUCCGUUGGAAGAGGAUGUGUGAUCGGACCUUUUCACAGAUCGAGAAGAGGAAAUGCAUAUUGUGCUUAUCGUGAACGAAUCUGGCCCAAAGCACAGGGCUCGACGACAGUAGCGUCCACCUCCUACUCGUGUCUCCCAUCAACUACCAUACCCCAAUGUAUCAAAGUGGACAUGCAUCUCUACAGUAAACUAAUAUUCCUAUUUUUAUUACCAUAUUAUGCGUUACCGGUUUCGACUUCACGACAGUUACCUAUACAAAUUGACUCUCCCCCAUCGAUCUCUACGCGAACUCGUCCGCAACCGUUAUCUGCUUCGGUGAACAGUGCAUCGACCGUCUGUGGCGAGAAUGACUUUCGUUGCAAUGAUGGAAAAUGCAUUAGGGCUGAAUGGAGGUGUGACGGGUCAGGCGAUUGUGCCGACGGCGAGGAUGAAAAAGAUUGUCCGCAUCCCGGCUGCAAAGCUGACCAAUGGCAGUGCGACAAGUACGAAUGGCACAGCGUGUCGUGCAUAGCUGAGUACCAACGAUGCGACAACAUUACGGACUGCGCUGAUGGAUCUGACGAGAAGGACUGCCCGGCCAAUCCUGUCGAUUGCGACAAUCAUGACGGCAGUGUGUUCAUGUGCGCCGAUGGUCGACAAUGCUUUGAUGUGUCGAAAAAGUGCGAUGGCAAAUAUGAUUGUCGAGAUUUGAGUGACGAAAAGGACUCAUGCUCACACAAUCACACCGCUUGCUUCCAAUAUCAGUUCCGAUGUGCUGAUCAAACUCAGUGCAUACAAAAAUCAUGGGUAUGCGAUGGCUCGAAAGAUUGUGCCGAUGGGUCAGAUGAGCCGGAAACAUGCGAGUUCAAACAAUGUUCGGCUAGCGAGUUUCAGUGCAAGAAUAAACGAUGUCAACCUAGGAAAUUCAAAUGUGACUACUACGAUGACUGUGGUGACAACUCAGAUGAAGAAGAUUGUGGGGAAUACCGGUGUCCACCCGGGAAAUGGCACUGUAACGGCACAGGACAUUGCAUCGAUGAAAUCAAACUUUGCGAUGGCGUCAAAGAUUGUGCUGAUGGAGCCGAUGAAGAGCAUUGCUCACAAAAUCUGUGCCCAUCUUUGGGAUGUCAAGCCGGAUGUCAUGCAUCACCACAUGGAGGAGUUUGUACUUGCCCGAACGGCUAUAGGCUUGAUGAACGAUUUCAUAGGACGUGCUCGGACAUCAAUGAAUGCGCUGAAUUUGGCUACUGUGAUCAACUUUGUGCCAACCAUCGUCCAGGCUUCACAUGCUCCUGCAUAGGAGAAUGUUAUACUCUGAUGAUGCUUCACGGCCCAGGACAGGAUAAUCUGACCACACGCGGCUACUGUAUCUCACAGAAUGCGGAGAAAAUGAAGCUUUUCGUUGCUAGGAGAGAAGGCCUUUAUAAACUCGAACCAAAUGGGCCUAAUGCUGAGCCAAAGCGAUUAGCAUCCGGAGAAUUUAUUUAUGGCAUAGAUUUUGACUAUGGAGAUCGUAAGGUGUUUUGGACAGAUCGGCUAUCACAUUCCGCCUUCAGCGCUGAUGUUGAUGAGGAGGGAGAUAUUUCUCAUAUCAAAAAACUCGGCUUGAAAUCGCUGGUCUAUCCCCGAUCUUUGGCAGUAGACUGGAUAACCAAUAACUUGUACAUCAUCGAGUCAGGCUCGCGAAGAAUUGACGUCUCCUCUUACGAUGGCGACCGCCGCACUGUGCUCCUUGCUGAUGGUCUUACCCUACCGCUCGAUAUCGCACUGGAUCCUUUGAGAGGCGAGAUGUUCUUCACAAAUCAGUUCAAAGUGGAAGGAGCUGCUAUGGAUGGCUCAAGAAGACGAACUCUGAUCAACACCCAUACUCAUCAAGUAUCCGGCAUUGUGGUGGAUAUCCCAGCGAAAAGAGUGUACUGGGUAGACCCGAAGGUGGACCGGGUCGAAAGCAUGGACUAUCAGGGUAACGACCGACGUAUCGUCGCUCAAGGCAUGAACAAUGUGCCGCACCCGUUCGGCCUUGCACUAUUCGAUCAGUACCUAUACUGGACUGACUGGACUCGACUGGGAGUUGUCAAGAUUGAGAAGUUCGGCUCCCCAUCGGAGAUCAUCUGGUCCAAGAAAGAAAACAACGUUUUCCCUAUGGGUAUCUCAGCCUACCAUCCUAUGGCUCAGCCAGGACCUGGUCAGAGCGAUUGUCUGGCACAAAAAAUCGAAAAUCCAUGUGCUACAGCUGAAUGUGAAGGAAUGUGCGUUUUGUCAAAGGAUGCGGGUGGCUUUGGAGUCGGCUAUAGAUGUACUUGUCCUAUUGGCCAGAAGUUGGUUGAAGGCAAGAAAUGUGUUGAUUCGAUCGACUAUUUGCUAUUCUCAAGUAACAAAAUAGUGCGAGGAAUUUUCCCAGAUCAGGUACAGAGCUCCCUGUCUGAAGCCAUUUUGCCGAUUUCUCCCAUCUCUCAAAGAAGAAUUGGAAUGUACUUUGAAGUCGAGUGCGAUGUACAUGGAAAUAGCUUCUUCUAUGCCGAUAUUAUGGAUAACACGGUAUAUCGAAUUCGUCCUGAUGGCGAGGGGGCAGCACCUGUGCUAGUGACUCAUAAUGAUGGACUUGUGUCCAUGUCCUUUGAUUGGAUUAGCAAACAACUCUAUUACAUCGACAACAUUAGAAACAGUCUCGAGGUGGUCAAAAUAUCCGAUACUGGUCUAGUUCAUCCGGAUCAACUAAUCCACCGUCAAUUGCUGAAGAACCUUCGUGAUCCCGUGUCUGUAGUCAUACAUCCAUGGAAAGGUUAUUUAUUCUACGCUGAAGCGCAGAGACCAGCUAGGAUCUACAGAUGUCAUAUGGAUGGCACAAACUGCUUGAUGAUCCGUAACACCACGCUUGGACGCCCGUCCGAAAUGGCCAUAGAUUUCGAGCAGGACCGAGUUUGCUGGGGCGACACGCUCUUGAAAAUGAUCAGUUGCAUGGAUUUCGAUGGCACCAAGGUCGUUGCCCUGCCUGUCGACAACCCGAUCCCGGUCGCAUUAACAGUUAUGGGCGAUCAUUUGUACUAUGUGCAUCAGCGUCCAUACUCUAUUCGACGCAUCAGCAAACGCAAUGGCGGCACUGGACGAGUUAUCCGUGAAUUCUCUGGAGAGGAGAGAAGUAUUUUCAGUUUGAAAGCUUGUACUCGAUCGAAUCAACCGAUUCCGGAAGACUCACAGGAUCAUCCGUGUCACGCAUCAAAAUGUGCUCAAUUGUGCUUCGCUGUGCCAAACAACUCGUCCGCAAAUGACGCCCCACAGCUUGCCGCACAGUGCGCAUGCAGGCAAGGAUUCAAAAUCAACCCCGAAACUGGUCACACCUGCCAGAAGGACAGCACCGAACAAGAAGAACCGCUCUGCACUUCGAAUGCUACCCAAUUCCAGUGCAAAAAUGGCCGAUGCAUUCCGCGUGAGUGGAAGUGUGACGGUGAAGACGAUUGCUUGGAUGGGUCUGAUGAAGUGGAUGAUAAGGGAGAGAAAUGCUAUCAUGAGACCGAAUGUCCAGAGAACACGAUUCGCUGCAAGAAUACGAAAAAGUGCAUUCCAUCCCAGUACGGAUGUGAUGGUGACAACGACUGCGGUGAUUACUCGGACGAGGAUGCCCAGUACUGUAAAGAUGGCCAGAAGCCAGUCUGCUCGGCCAAGAAGUUCCAGUGCGAUAACCACAGAUGUAUCCCCGAACAAUGGAAAUGUGAUUCGGAUAACGACUGCGGAGAUGGUUCGGACGAAAAACUGGAAAUGUGCGCGAAUGCGACUUGCGCGGUUAAUCAGUUCUCGUGCGCAAAUGGACGAUGUAUACCGAUUUACUGGCUUUGUGAUGGUGACAAUGAUUGCUAUGAUGGUACAGAUGAGGAUAAAGAACGGUGUCCACCGAUGUUGUGUAGAAGCGAUCAGUUUAGAUGCGCGAAUGGACGUCAAUGCAUUGCUCUGCGCAAUCACUGCGAUGGUCAAAGUGAUUGUGAAGACGGAUCCGACGAAGACAGCUGCUUAUUACAGCCAAAUGCGUGUACCCCAGAUCAGUUCCAGUGCAAAACUAGCGGUAUUUGCAUACCUGCCGCUUGGAAAUGUGAUGGACAGAAGGAUUGUGAUGAUAGUUCUGAUGAACCAGCAUUCGGCUGCAGCGGAAACACUUGCAAAGAAGACCAUUUCAAGUGUAACAAUGGAAGAUGCAUUCUUAACUCUUGGCUCUGUGAUGGUGAAAAUGACUGCGGCGAUGGCUCUGAUGAAUCCGAAGAACAUGGUUGCAAGAAGACUCAACCAUCGAGACGUUGUCCAUUCGAGCAAGUGGCUUGCGAAGGUUCACCUGACGUUUGCAUACCAUUGACUGAACUAUGUGACGGAAAAGAACAGUGUCCUGGCGGUACCGAUGAAGGCGGGAGGUGUGCACGCGAUCUCUGCUCUGCAGAUCGUGCCGGCUGCGCUUUCAAAUGCCAUAAUAGCCCGAAUGGGCCACUGUGCAGUUGUCCAUUUGGUGAACAGUUGGUAAAUAAAACCAAAUGCGAGCCGGAGAAUGAAUGCUUAGAUGCUAGCUCUUGUUCUCAAAAGUGCACAGAUGAGAAACAUGGCUUUACUUGCAGCUGCGAAGAAGGCUACACACUUGAUGCUGAUAAACGUACUUGCAAAGUUACCGAAGGCUCUCAAGACAUGCGUGUCUACAUCUCAAAUCGCAACAGGAUAUACUGGAGCGACAAUCACUUGGACAACUGGCGAACCUUUGCUGCAGCGGUUGAGAAUGCCAUAGCAAUUGCGUGGGACAGCGUGACCGACAGAAUCUACUGGUCCGACAUCCGUGAGAAAAAGAUUUUCUCAGCCACCAGAAAUGGUACCAAUGUUACCACAUUCAUCGGCGAGGGUCUUGAUAUCACGGAAGGAAUUGCUCUUGAUUGGGUCGGCCGCAAUCUGUAUUGGGUUGAUUCUAGUCUGAAUACCAUUGAGGUAGCAAAUCUUGAAAACCCCGCUGCUCGUGCUCUCCUGGUGCAUGAGAAUGUUAGCCAACCCCGUGGUAUUGCUGUAGAUCCAAGAAAGGGAUUGAUGUUCUGGACCGAUUGGGGACAGAAUCCCCAUAUCGAAAGGGCAAAUAUGGACGGUACGGAUCGUCAGAUCAUCGUGAGUACGAAGAUCUAUUGGCCAAACACAAUCGCUUUGGAUUUGACCACUGAUCGCGUGUAUUUUGCGGAUUCCAAGCUGGAUUACAUCGACUUUGUGAACUACGAUGGAACUGGACGUACACAAGUAUUGUCAUCGUCAAAAUUCGUGCAGCAUCCGCAUGCACUGGCAAUUUUUGAAGAUAUGAUGUACUAUUCGGACAGGCGAUUGCAGCGUUUGCAAGUUUACCCGAAAUAUGCGAAUGGAACCACUGCAGAUUACCCUAGUCAUACGUUCAGUAAGGCGCUUGGCGUGGUUGCGGUCCAUCCGAUCCUUCAGCCCAAUGUUUCAAAGAACCCUUGUGAAAACAGUCCAUGUUCUCAUAUUUGCUUACUUUCCUCGAAGGGCUUCUCCUGUGGAUGCCCUAUGGGCAAGCGUCUGGAUGCAUCAGGAAGGACGUGCGUGGUCGAUCAAAAGCCAUUCCUUUUGCUGAUCCAGAGGAACAACGUCUUUGGUGUGGAAAUGGUUCAGAGAGGAAACAGUACUCCGUCAUUGGCGGGUAUGGUACCAUUGGCUGGAUUAUCUAAUGCAUUUGAUGCUGGUUACGAUGCUGAUUCUGGAGAUCUGUUCGUCUUGGAGCAUACCAACAUUGCUCGUACACUAACUCAAGUCUCCACCGAUGCAGCCAUCUAUAAAUCAUCGAUCAAUGCGGGAAAUAAGACUCAACUCUACUCUUCGCAAAUUCCUGACGACCCGUACUGCAUGGCAUUCGAUUGGAAUGGCCGUAAUUUGUACGUUGGCAAUAAAAUCUCUCAAACGAUCGAAGUGGUUCGCACUGUUGGAACGCAGUAUCGCGCAGUUGUACUUUCGAAUGAUCAAACUCCAACUGCUGUCGUAACUCCAGUAUCCAUAGCUGUGGAUUCUGACAGAGGAUUACUGUUCUGGUUGGAUAGAGGCGGUGGUGCUGCUGACGUGAAAGUAGCUCGAACCAAUCUGGACGGAACUAAUGUGCUGGUAAUCGCUAGCAAUGAUCUAUCAGAGCUGGAUCAUAUCACCCUGGAUAUUACCAACCAGCGAGUCUACUUCACCGAAGGAAAAGCCGGACGAAUAACGUCAGUCACUUACGAUGGUCAGGACCGGCACUAUCUCCUCAAUGAUCCCGGAAAACAGCCUAAUGGAGUGGCGUUCUUCAGCGAUAGACUAUUCUAUUCGGACACCGCUUUCGAUUCCAUAGAUGUGGCGACAAUAGUGGGAGAUAGUCAACCUCCACAAUUCUCUCACUUCAAAAAGGAAAUUGAAAACCUUGUGAAUAUCAAAGUUCUCCAGCCUAGAGCUUCAGCCGUUAGCCAUCCAUGUCGGACGGACAAUGGAAAUUGUAAGCACAUCUGCGUUCCACAACAAUUCAGUCAACAUACCUGCAUGUGUGCUACUGGCUACAUGAAGGAUGGUCAGACAAGCUGCAAACUGUUUGACGAAUCGUUUGUGAUGAUUGCAACGAAGAACAAAGUUGUGGGAUAUCCAUUGGACGAAACUCACCAGAAAGGCGUAUCUAUGGAUCCCAUUGGUGGCUUAUCGAUCUCUUCGAUUGAUUUUGAAUUCGAAAGCAGAUCGAUAUUUGUUGCCGAAGCAGCCGGUAUCAAUAAGGGAAUUACAGCUUACACCAUUGGUCAGUCUGCUCCAAAUCCAAUUAUUCGUGACACAUUCGGAUCGAUGACGAUCCGCAGUAUCGCCGUCGACUGGAUCAACUUCAAUCUCUACUUCAUCAACCAAGAUUCAGAAAGAACCAACAUCGAAGUAUGCAAGUUGGAUGGACAGUAUAGGAAGAUCCUGUUCACCACAAAAACGGAGACACCCAGCUCAAUAGCCGUUGAUCCCAUUGGGCGAUAUAUCUACUGGGCUGAUCAGGGACAAAAGCCAAGCAUUCAGCGAGCAUUCCUCGAUGGAACCCGUCGUGAAGUUGUCGCUGGAGCAGACUAUGUCUCUGAGCCUACCGAUGUUGUUGUGGACCCAGCUAGUCAUAUGGUUUAUUGGGCUGAUGCGAAGCGAGAUGGCAUCUAUAGAAUCCGUCCUGGUGGAGGAGUGCCAGAGCUGGUCCGGCCAGAUAUCGCUUCCGCUGCUGGUCUCUCCUUAAUCGGACAACAAAUGUAUUGGACUGACAACCGGCUUGAAAAAGUGUUCCGUGCUUCUAGUAAACCAAACCAGACGUCGCUGCUGCUCUCACCGACUACGGUAGCGGCAUCGCUAAGGGACCUCGGUGAUGUGGUGGUGUUUGCGUCGGAAAAUCAGCCGAAGGGUUCGUCACCGUGCCAGAUCACGGAUAACCUCAGGAAAAAUCCAUGCCCGCAAUUGUGCUUCGCUUCUCCGGGUACACAGAGUCCAAGCUGUGCAUGUGCUAGAGGUAUUCUGAAGGGUCGUACUUGCGAAGAACCUGACACUUACCUAAUGUUUGCUGAUGGUGACAGGAUUGUCGAUGCUUCCAUCGAGCCUGACAUCAAAGCAAGCAAGCCGCUGAAGGAACCAUUCCCAGCGAUUGAAAACCUGCAAGUGUUUGACGUUGAUGUGAAUUUACGAAGAAUCUAUUAUGUUACGGAAUCACCAGCUGGAGUGAAUAUCAGCUGGUUCAGCAUGAAUAAUGCUGAAAACCCGAGAAUGAUCCUGGGAGCAACGAAACAAAAGCACGCCGCCGACAUUCGGCAUAUCUCUGACAUGAAGCUAGACUGGAUAACUGAAAAAGUCUACUUCACAACUGGACGUGCUGGUAAAGUGAUGUCGAUCGAUUCACAAGGAGACCAUCUGAGCACCAUCGCUGUCGGUGAUUGGACCUACGCCUUAGCUCUGGACCCAUGCAGUGGAUUGAUCUUCUGGAGUGAUACCGGCUACAAGGCAACUGGAGGUCUCUAUGAACCGCGAAUUGAACGAUCGAAUAUGGCUGGUGGCAACAGAAAGAUCAUUUUAAGUGAAAGCAUCUCCUUACCAGCAGCUAUAGCAGUCGACUUUAGAGAAAUGAAGAUCUACUGGGCGGAUAUCAAUCGUUUAAACAUCGAAUGCAGCGAUUAUGAAGGCAAUAAUAGAAAAGUAAUUGGGGCUGGAUAUCGUGCCAAGUCAUUAGAUCUGUGGGAUGAGUGGCUAUACAUGAGCGAUCCGUCAAGCAAUGGAGUGUUCCGUCUCAACAAGGAUUCUGGUGGUAGCAUCGAAACGGUGGUUGGAGAUCGUCGUAUUCCAGGAACUUUGAGAGUGUUUGCCUCGGAGAGCGAUGUAAGGACCAGAAAUCAGAUAUGCAACGCUUUGACGUCAUCUCUGUGCAAGACGGAUAAUGGAGGAUGCGAUCAGAUCUGUAACGUAGUAGCCGAUGAAGUUGGUCUUGCUGCAAGUAAAGUCCAGUGUUCGUGUAAUGAUACUUAUGAACUAGUGCAAGAACCUGGAAAAGACUUCCCCAGCCAGUGCGUGUUACGGUCGGGCAUGGAAUCCGGUGCAAAGGACUGCCAACCACCCUAUAACUUCCAAUGUGGAGACGGGUCAUGUGUGUCGCUUGGAGUCACUUGUAAUGGAAAGCCAGACUGUUCCGACGCAUCGGACGAAAAUCCGAUUUAUUGCAAUACUCGUGCUUGCCCAGAGAACUACUUCUUGUGCACGAACCGAAGAUGUAUUGACGAGGUUAAACGCUGCAAUCAUAUUGACGAUUGUGGCGAUGCAUCCGACGAGCUUGAUUGUGCGGCUGCGGUCACUUGUGCUUCGGGUUCAUUUGCUUGCGGCAACGGACACUGCAUUAAUCAGACUAAGGUUUGCGAUGGCCACAAUGACUGCCAUGACGAAGGCGUUUCGGACGAGUCAAAGGAAACUUGCCCUGGCUUACCAAUCGACUGUCGUGGUGUGAAGAUACGAUGUCCCAACACAAAUAUCUGCAUUCAACCGGCUGAUCUCUGUGACGGCUACGAUGACUGUGGAGAUAAAGCAGACGAGAACAAACUGUUCUGCAUGAAUCAGCAAUGUGCUCAGCAUUAUGUACGUUGCCCAUCUGGCAGAUGCAUCCCAGAAACAUGGCAGUGUGAUGGUGACAACGAUUGUGCCGAUGGUUGGGAUGAAACGCAUACGAACUGCACGGAUGAGACUGGAAGACGCAUCUGUGUUGGAGAAUAUUUGUUCCAGUGUGACAACGGCAAAUGCAUCUCCCGUGCGUUCAUCUGUGAUGGUGAAGACGACUGCGGUGACAAUUCCGACGAGCAUACCAGACACAGCUGCGGCAACCGCACUUGCACCGACCAAGAGUUCCACUGCAUUUCGAAUGCGCGACUCGCGCAGCCGAAGUAUGAAUGCAUCCCGAAGGCGUGGCUUUGUGAUGGUGACGUCACUUGCGCUGGCGGUGAAGAUGAAGCGGCUGACUUGUGUAAGACAGAAAAGAAGGAGUGUAACAAAGGCGAAUUCCGUUGCCAAAAUCAACACUGCAUCCAUGCAAGUUGGGAAUGUGAUGGGGACAAUGACUGCUUGGACGGAUCUGAUGAACAUGCCAACUGCACGUACUCAUCGUGUCAAGCUGAAUUCUGGCAAUGCGCGAAUCACAAAUGUAUUCCAAAUUCAUGGCGAUGCGAUGGAAAUGACGAUUGUGACGACGGUUCCGACGAAGCUGAUUGCGCUCAAGCUCAGAAGGAAAUGGGCACAGGCCAUGCGCUAUGUCCCCGAGGCCAGUAUCAAUGUCUGUCUGGACAGUGCAUCGAUGAGAAGAAGGUGUGCGAUCGCAACUACGAUUGCCCCGAUCGCAGCGAUGAGAGCACACAGUGCUUUAUCGACGAAUGCGCACAGGCGGAUAAACCACUUUGUGAGCAGAAAUGCGUUGAUUUACCCAUCGGCUAUCGUUGCGAUUGCUUCGAAGGCUUCGCCAUCGACACCGAUGACAACAAGAGUUGCCAUAAUGUCAAUGAGUGCUAUGAAGGCAUAUCUGGCUGCAGCCAGACCUGCGAAGAUAAGAUCGGAUCCUACAAAUGUGGUUGUGUGGAUGGCUAUCAGCUGGCUAGAGAUGACCACAGCUGCAAGAGAAUAGAUACGGAACCAGAACCAUGGCUUAUGCUUGCCAACAAGCACUACAUUCGCAAGAUCUCCAUGGAUGGUAACAAAUACGAAAUGGCUGCUCAAGGAUUUGACAAUGUGGUCUCUCUGGAUAUCGACCUUACCGAGAAGAAGGUUUAUCUAGUUGACCAAGGCAAAUUACGGCUAUUACGAGUUAGCAUCGAUGAAAUGGAUGAGCCGGUUUCCGACUAUGAAACUGUGCUGAGACAUAACAUCUUUGGCAUCGAAGGAUUUGCUAUCGAUUGGGUCGGCCGAAAGAUUUACAUGCUGAAUCGACAAGAGAAGUCGAUUCGAGUUUGUGAACUGGAUGGAAGAUUCUGUAGAACGCUGAUCAGGGACAGAAUUUCACAGCCAAAGGCCAUUGUUGUACAUCCUGGAAAGGGUUACCUCUUCUUCACCGAAUGGAGCUUGCAACCUUACAUUGGAAGAAUGGCUUUGGAUGGCUCACCUGAGUUGGCCGAUCCGAUUGUUAAGCUGGCUGAAAACGACCUCGGAUGGCCAAAUGCACUGACAAUAGAUUACUAUUCGAACAGACUCUUCUGGGGAGAUGCUCACUUGAAUGAGAUUGGCUUCAUGGACUUGGAUGGCGGUGGUAGACAUCAUAUCCCUGCUCGUAGGACCAGCCAUGUGUCUAGCAUGGUGGUGUUCGAUGACUACUUAUACUGGUCGGAUUGGAAUCUGCGUGAAGUAAUGCGCUGCGACAAGUUCAGUGGCAAAAACGAAACGAUCUUGAAGAAGACUAUUCAGCUUCCCAAUGAUCUUCGGGUGGUGCACCCAAUGCGUCAACCGGCUUAUCCAAACCCAUGUGGUACCAAUAAUGGAGGCUGCUCGCAUCUUUGUCUCAUCGGUGCUGGAGGAAAUGGCUAUACUUGUGCUUGUCCAGAUCAGUUUGUACUGCUCGACGACAAUAAGACAUGUGAGCCGAACUGCACUGAUCGUCAAUUUGCAUGCGGUGGUGACGAUGCCAAAUGUAUUCCUAAACUCUGGUACUGUGAUGGUGAGCCCGACUGUCGCGAUGGCAGUGAUGAACCAGGAAAGGAUAUCUGCGGUGUUCGCAUCUGUCCAGUUGGAGAGUUCCAGUGUGCCAACCACAACUGCACGCGACCAUUCCAACUCUGCGAUGGUAAUGACGAUUGCGGUGAUGGUUCUGACGAGCAAGAGUGCGACAAACCCUGCGAUCCAUGGAUGUUCAAGUGUGCCGCUACGGGCAAGUGUAUCCCGAAGAGGUUCACAUGUGACGGCGAUGAUGAUUGUGGAGAUAGAUCUGAUGAGGCUGACAGUCUCUGCAUGAGUCCCGACCGCAAUUGCACAGCCGAAGAAUUCCGGUGCAACAAUAACAAAUGCAUUGCAAAGGCAUGGCGAUGUGAUAACGACGACGACUGUGGAGACGGCUCCGAUGAAACGCCCGACUGUGCACGUCUCGACUGUCGUCGCGGAUGGACCAGAUGUGCCAGCUCGUACAGGUGCAUCCCCAACUGGGCCUUCUGCAAUGGACAGGAUGAUUGUCGCGACAAUUCAGACGAGAACCGCGAAAGAUGCCCCAGUUGCGAUGACGUUGGAGAAUUCCGCUGCGCAACAACUGGCAAAUGUAUCCCGAAACGAUGGAUGUGCGAUAGCGAGAACGACUGUGGCGACAACUCGGAUGAGACCGACCCGAGCUGUGGGGGCACGACCCGACCGUGCUCUGAAAGCGAAUUCCGUUGCAAUGACGGAAAAUGCAUUCCGGGCAGCAAAGUGUGCGACGGAACGGUGCAGUGCAGCGACGGACUCGACGAGUCGCAGUGCACGCUCAGAAAGUGCGCUGCUGGACAUCGCCAGUGCGAUGACGGUACUUGCAUUGUCGAACACAAAUGGUGCGAUAGACGUAAGGAUUGCCCCAAUGCAGCCGAUGAGACCAACUGCUCGCAUGUGGAUCGCCGUCCAUGCUCUCCGUUUGAAUUCGAGUGCGCAAACUCGGUCUGCAUCCCUCGCAAAUUCAUGUGCGACGGAGACAACGACUGCGGUGACAACUCGGACGAAACCUCAACGGAAUGUCGUUCCGCCCAGUGCGAUCCACCACUACGAUUCCGAUGUGCUCAUUCAAGACUGUGUCUCAACAUUUUGCAGCUCUGCAACGGUUUCAACGAUUGCGGUCCAAACGACUACUCCGAUGAACACUUGUCCAUGUGCUCAAGCUUCUCUGAAUAUGGAGAUUGCACUAUGGACCAGUUCAAGUGUUCGAAUGGAAAAUGUAUAAAUUCAACGCUUGUUUGCGACCGAAAUGAUGAUUGUGGCGAUCAUUCAGACGAAUCCGGUUGUGCCAAGAAGAACGGUAAGACUUGUGAAUCCCACAACGACAAUGGAGGAUGCAAACAUCUUUGCACAGAUGUUGCUGAUGGUGGCUAUUACUGCCAUUGCCGUGACGGCUUCAAACCCGAUCCGGAGAAUCCGUUCGACUGCGUGGACAUCGAUGAAUGUGCUGGAAACAACACAUGCACCCAGAUGUGCCUAAACACCAAGGGCUCGUACCUGUGCAGAUGUCAUGAAGACUACGAGAACAACGUUGUCGUUGGAGCCAUGACUGGAAAAGAUUGCAGGGCAAAGGGUGAUCCAGCCAACAUCAUGGUUGCAUCCGAUGACGAUCUCGUCCAAGUUGCGUUGCAUGGAGCCGGAGUUAAUCGACAUGCUGCGGCUCACGCUGAGGAGGACGACAAUGAUCUCAUCGCAAUUGCGUUCGAUCCACGACGAGCCCUUCAGUUCUGGAUUGAUGGUGGCAACUAUGCCAUCUAUAGAUCUUCAGAACCAAAAGGCAAUCAGUCGCAUGUCGGACAGAAGCUCGACCUUGAUUUCAAGUCGAAUGGCAUAACUCCUACCAAUCUGGCUGUGGAUUAUUUGACGGGUAAUAUCUUCAUCACAACCGUUUCCAACAUGGAUAUGCAGAUGCCAGCGGCUAGAAGAAAGCGAAUGAGUGAGCCUAUUAGUAACACCAACACCGGAGCUGUCUACGUAGCCCUUUCCGAUGGGCGUUAUCUGAAGAAGGUCGUUAGCGGUCAUCUACAAAUGCCAACGGCCAUAGUGACAUUGCCGUCUGUUGGACGUAUCUGCUAUGCUGAUGCUGGAUUACAUGCAAAGAUUGAGUGUGCCGAUAUGGAUGGAACGCAUAGAGAGGUUAUCGUCAAAGACCUUGUGUUUUCUCCAUCAUCGAUGGCUGUAGAUGAAGGCAAGGGAAAUCGUAUCUACUGGGCAGAUCCAAAAUAUCGAAAAGUGGACUCGGUAAAUCCUGAUGGUUCCGAUCGACAGACGGUUGUACGGGAUAAAAAUACCCCAUAUGCAAUCGAUGUCUUCGAAAAUUAUCUGUACUGGGUAUCACGUGAGACGAAAACGCUUUAUGUGCAAGAUAAAUUCGGACGAGGACGAGUAUCCGUGUUAGCUUCAGAUUUGGAGGAUGUUCACGCUGUUAGAGUCAGUCAAAGGUAUGCUCGCGACUCGACAAGAGCCAAAAGCUCAUGUGCCGAGGCUCGGUGUAGCCAUAUAUGCGUCCAGCUACCAAAUGAAGGAUUCGCCUGUCUUUGUCCUGACAACGUCUUCCCAGGAACUGAUGGCUCAUGUGGUUCGGCUCGAGUGGAUGCGCUCAUCAUGCCCAAGCAGUGCACUUGCACUAAUGGUGGAAGGUGUAGGCUCGACGGCACUUGUGAAUGUCCACCCGACUUCGAAGGCGAGAAUUGCGAUAAGUCGAGCACUGUCAGCAGAAAGUUGAUCGGCCGUCUCUCGGAGAAUCUGCUACUGGCUCUCUUCCUCCUACUGGUAUUGUUUGCUUGUGUUGGACUAGUUGGUUUCGUUGGGGUUAACUUGUACAGAAAACGAGCCCUACUAUCAAAAAAGAAUGAAGCCGCCGAUAGUAGCGUCUCAUUCCACGGCAAUGUCAUCUCGUUUAGCAAUCCAGCUUUGGAAAGUAAACAGGACCCCAAUCCGAUCGAAUACAGUAUGCAGCAAAUUGCGGCUGCCGAGGCUGGUUCGACAACUUUCUCGAAUCCUGUAUAUGACCUAGAAUCAGAUAGCACUGAAAUGGUGUCAUUAGAAAACACACCAUCGACGUCAAGAGCAACAAGUUUCCGUUCUCAACGGACCGGUGAUGAUGUUAUAGCACCGAAUGCGGAGCUCACGAUGAAGCCAGCCGUUCCGCCACGACCCACUAAGGCCGAGAAGGACAAGAGCAUUUUGGUCGAGAAUCCGGUGUUCGAAGCUAAUCCGGCUGAAAUUUCGGAUGUAUAAAAUCAUGAAGUCAUUGAACAUUUAGCGUUUUUUUGCCUUUCCUACCAUCCCGGAGUCCCCUAAAAAUUGUGAUAUUCAGAGAGUUCUAUAGUUCAACUACUUACCCAUCAAAACCAAUAUAUAUCAUCUAUAUAUUCACUUGAGCGUUAGGCUGCAUAUUAUGUCAUGCAUUUGUCCAAAGUUUCCAAUAUUUCCCACUUGUUUUCAUGUGUAUCAAACAACAAAUAGUGCCUGAAGAUGCAUGUUGCUCACGUCGAAAGUCAGUUUUCACUUUGUUUCGCAAGUGACGUUUAUGUUAAUUUAUAUAUGAAUGUUUUGCUAUGCAACAGUGUAUUUGCGGUCCUGCCGCUGGGUCCUGUCACGGAGUGCAGACGCGUGCCUUGCUGCCUCCGCUCCCCGUUGUGUCCUCUCCCAUUGUUUAUUUAUGCUCUAGUGAUUCGCGUGCAUGUUGUGUAGUACUGUUGUGUGUGUAUGCUCCGAUGAGCACGGUUGUCCAUUCCAGACGAGUAUGAUAAAGAUUUCUAAA
Cylicocyclus nassatus is the source of this 16173-nucleotide messenger RNA. The record is from the annotation of a GenBank genome assembly. Lineage: Eukaryota; Metazoa; Nematoda; Chromadorea; Rhabditida; Strongylidae.